Molecule: messenger RNA, 300 nt
Organism: Adineta ricciae
Lineage: Eukaryota; Metazoa; Rotifera; Eurotatoria; Adinetida; Adinetidae
Source: the annotation of a GenBank genome assembly
AUGUUUGUUAAAUCUGGUUUUCAUGUUUCAGUUACUCUGCUAGUAUUAUUCAUUCGUGAAAAAUACACUGUUACUUCGAUCAUCAUUCGAUACGAUCGUGAUUACCAUUCGACUUCCUCGUUGUGCAAGAUUCUAAUGUUACAACCAAUUUCAUAUGCAUUUCAAAAUUGUGCGAUUAUCGACACGAACAACAAUGUAAAUCACGAAUUUGUUCAAUCUGAUUUGUUUAAUUGCUGUACCACAAAAUCCAUUGGAGAACAUUUAUUAAUCUGUCUUGUUACUAGAAGUUUUAUUCUAUGA